AUGGUUGCAAAUUCGCCAGAUUAUCAUUACGCGAAAGCCCCAACAACGGCAAUAUACGUCCACGAACUUUCUCACCCGAUUGAAUUACAUUUCUAUCAAUUUGACGAAAAGAAGAACCAUAAUGAACGACUUGCAAUUAUCGCCAAUGACCGACAAGGAGGUGUCAUAUCAGGCUCUCAGAUGAAGCACUCAAUUGCCCUGCUAUGUGGUUCGAUCAAAAUGGCCACGCACACAAUAGAAAGAGAACUUGCUUCAGAACUGCCAAAUCGCAUGGAUUUAUCCUGGGGCGUAUACACGAUUCUCGGCUAUGAACUUAGUGAAGUCACGAUUAUCUGUGAAGAGGCCGAGGAGGAUAGGUUGGAAAAAAGAAUGGGGAGGAUGGUUAGUAUGAGGUUAGGGCUGGAGGAGAAGGGGUGGGAAGAGUAUGGUGAUCUGAAGAGUAAGUGGGGUAAUUAUGGCGCGAAGUAG
This is a messenger RNA of Sclerotinia borealis F-4128, 468 nucleotides long. The record is from the annotation of a GenBank genome assembly. NCBI's taxonomy places the organism in Eukaryota, Fungi, Ascomycota, Leotiomycetes, Helotiales, Sclerotiniaceae.